AUUAUUACCCACCAAAAAAGCGCCCUAAAAUAAUCAAAGCUCUCGAAGGGGAGGAUGUGGAGGAUGUGAAGAAUGUGAAGACUAUGACAUGGAAUGAACAAUCAGAUGCAAUCAAAAGUGCCUUAGAUGAACCUCCCAUAAUAAUUGACAAUGGAGCCUAUUCUCUAGGCGAAUCAGAAUUUAAAAAGUUUGUGACUUCGGGUACUUUCGUUGAUAAAUCUCUCUUUAUAAUGGAGUUUAUGAUCUAUGGACAACGGGCCAAUCUGAUUACUCGCCCUCGUCGGUUCGGAAAAUCAACCAAUCUUUCGAUGCUUGAAACUUUCCUUUCAACGGAUUAUCCUUCAUUAAAUUAUGUACCAGAUGUAAAAACAUCGUUGUUUGGGAAAUUAAAAGUUGCUAGAUUCGAAUGGUUUGCUAAGUUGUACUACAAACAGUGGCCCGUAAUUCACAUUAGCUUCAAGGAUCUUCGCAGUAAAUCCUGGGAAAUAAUGCAAGAAGACAUAAAGGAAAGAAUUUCAGUUCUAUACGGAGAACAUAAAUAUCUUAUUGACUCUUUCUCUCUUCCAGAGGAUAUGAAAGAUGAUUUUAUGAAAGUACUCAGAAAAGAAACAAAAGAUAAUGCAUCUUGGACAUAUGCUCUUUCUAAUUUAGCACGUUAUCUUAACAAGUGCUUUGAAAAGAGUUCCAUUAUUCUAAUCGAUGAAUACGACUGGCCUAUGGAAAAUGCAAGAGGAUUUUAUGAUAAUGUUCACGAUUUUUUUAAAACGAUGUACUCAAGUAUAGCUAAGGAAAAUAAGUACGUGCAUAAGAUCCUGUUUGUUGGGACUCUCCCACUAGGACAAUCAAGCUUUCUUUCCGGAUUAAACAAUGUAGUGGCCUAUCCAAUGCAUGAAAAACCAAACCAUUCUGGCCGUGCUAUUUUCUCUGAUACAUUUGGAUUUACCGAAAAGGAAAUUAAUUCUUUGCUAGAAAGAAAAAAUCAAAUUGAAAAACUUGAUGAGCUACGUCUAUACUAUAAUGGAUACCAAACGAGCACUAAUGUACACAUUUACAAUCCACAUUCAGUAAUAUCGUAUCUAGAGAAAAAUGAAAUUGAUAAUUAUUGGACCAAUAGCAGUUCUUCAAUCACACUUGUAGAACACCUAAAAAAGUGUGGGUCAGGAGUCAAAGAUCAGCUCCAUAAUAUUAUCCAUUCCCAUUCCUUCGAGUCUAUAGGUCAAGAUGAGUCUGUAGUAGGUCUAAAUGUGAUGUUAAUGCCAUAUAUCCGAUACAAUGACUUUUAUACGAAGCCAGAGCCAGAGAUAGACACAUUAUGUACUUUAUUAUACUAUAGUGGUUACUUGACUGUGGUUCCAGGAUCUUUGACUGGUCAUACUGUGAAAAAUGUUGAUCUAGUAAUCCCAAAUAGAGAGAUAGCAAACCAAUGGAUUUUGUGGAUUUUUGAGGUAUUGGGUAUGGAAUAUGCCAAGACAAACAAAAUCUACGAAUCAUUGUUUAAAAAAGAUAUUGCUACAUUUUGUAACAAAUUUCCACCACUUUAUAUGGAGUUGGUAUCUUGUUUUGAUAUUGGCAAUCUCAAAAAAGGUGAUUUAUAUGAAACCUGGUACCAUAUAUUUGUUCUCGGAGCACUUGCUAUGUACCACGGUGUUGAAUACCGGCGUACUGUAAGUGAUGACUCUGAUAUAAUGAAAGAUGCCACCAAGAAAGCGCUAAAACAAAUCGUUGAUAAUAAUUACCGGAUGAAUCUUCCAGAACAUGUUAAGGAAAUAGUUGAAGUUGGCAUAGCCUUCUGUGAUAAAGUAGCUUUUGUAUCAGCCCGUUGCCUAAAACGUAAUAAAGAAGGAAUUACAACGAAUGAAGAUUGGGAAGUUGUUAGUGAAUGGGAAACUGGAAAG
Messenger RNA from Funneliformis caledonium, 1895 nucleotides. NCBI's taxonomy places the organism in Eukaryota, Fungi, Glomeromycota, Glomeromycetes, Glomerales, Glomeraceae. The record is from the annotation of a GenBank genome assembly.